AUGGUAUGUGAGCGACCUAUUGCGUCUUUACAAGGACAUCCAGACGAUAUCAUGGAUGGAAGACAUCGUACAGAAAGUAAUGACUCGGAUAUUGAAGAAGAAAUGAUGCGUGUGAAUGAUUUUGAUUAUGAUUGGAGACGUCAAAUCAACGUCGGACAUUUAGUGGAUGCUCAAAAUGUCUUUGGCAAUUGGUGUCCAGCCAGAGUUGUAGAGGUUGUAGAUGGAGAAGUGCUGCUACAAUAUUUGAACAUGCACGAGACUUGGCGACAGUGGUUGACGCUCGAUUCAGGUCGAUUAGCACAAUCAGGGACAAAGACACAGAAUGAUAGUAUCCCGGUGCGUCAGGCUCAACAGAUUGAAGUGCGUCCUGGUGGAGGAAAUAGUAACUUGUGGAAGGAAGCAUUUGCAGUGCGUGCACUUGGAGGAAAGAUCUUGGUGCGCUAUGCUGGACGCGAUCAAAAGUUUGACGAGUGGAUUCAGUUUACACCAGCGACGGUGGCACCUGCUGGUGAACACUUGCAACUUCGUGGACGUGGUAGUACGUUGGAACAAAGGAAAAUGGAUGUAAAUACGCCGAACGUGGCACAUUGUCGUGUUAUUCAAGCCCAAAACCCCAGAUUUCAACAUUACCGUGACUCGCUGCAGGUUUCCCUAGGACUGCAGAUUCAUGAUAUCGAAGGAGACGGCAAUUGUCUCUUCCGAUCAUUUAGCCACCAAAUAUAUGGCAACGACAGUCAUCAUGCCCUUGUACGCGCGGCCUGCAUGGACUAUAUGGAGAGCGAGAAGGAAUAUUUUGAGCCAUAUGUGGUGGGUGAUAUGGCAGCGUUCAUGCGCUACUUGCGUUAUAAGAGGCGUGACGGUGUCUGGGGAGACGACCCAGAGCUUCAGGCUAUGUGUGAGCUAUACGAUCGUCCUGCCGAAGUGUUUGCGUAUGAACCGGUCCACGGCUUUCAAAAGCUGCGAUGUUUCCAUGAGAAUAGUACUCUCUCCCGUAGUAGACCUCCUAUUCGGCUAAGCUAUUAUGGAGGAGGUCAUUACGAUUCACUUGUUGGGCCCGACCAUGAAAUAAACUUAAUCCGUGAAACCCCAGGCGAAUGGGAGCAGCGACACAUCAGGUAUUCUCGGCAAAUUAACUCACGUGAUCUACGUGAUAGUGUUACCGGUGUGGAGCUGCAGAUGCCGGCUCAGUCUGACCGUGAACGCACAGAGGUGGAGCAGCUGGAACACAUUCUUAUGCUAUCACGAAACGAGUUUGACGCCAUGGACACAAGCUUAGAGGAGAUACUAAAGCUGACGCUCGCAGAGCAUGACAGAGAGGCUUUGCUGCAACAGGCACAAAGGGAGUUUGAAGAAAUCAAAGAAGCUACUCGCGAAAGUGAGAUGGGCGCAAUCCAAGCUGAGCUACUGGCAAAGGCAAAGGCUGAAUCGGAAGAAGAGCAGUUGAAGUCUGCUAUUCAAGCAUCGUUAGGUGGCCACAAUCUGGAAAGUGAUGGCGACUUUGACGAACAAGUAUCGGCAGCAAUUCAAGCAUCCCUAGGAGAUGCUGAAGCAAGCGUUCCUGUGGGAGAUUAUGAGGAACAAUUGCGUUGCGCUAUAGAGUUGUCAGCUCAAGAGUAUGCACCCACACCGCAGGCGUUUGGAUUGUGCGAGGAUUCGCAAAACACAGACGAGAUGGAUGAGCUUCAACGUGCAAUCCAAGCUUCACUGGAGCGAUCCUAG
Molecule: messenger RNA, 1719 nt
Organism: Peronospora belbahrii
Lineage: Eukaryota; Oomycota; Peronosporomycetes; Peronosporales; Peronosporaceae
Source: the annotation of a GenBank genome assembly